CGGCAGAGGCCGGGUGGGGAGGAGGAGGGAGGCACCGGCUGCGGCACCGAGGCAGGAAGCGGCGGCCGCUGGGGGGGUGGGGGAGGGGAAGGAGGCGAAAAAAAAACAAAAAAGAAAAAGAAAAAAAAAAAAAAAAAGAAAAAAAGAGGCAAAACAACGCAGCAGCAGCAGCAGCAGCGGAGGCUACGCGCGGAGUACCCGUCGUCGCGGUCGGGCUCGCCGGUUACCGAAGCGCCUCCCGACUCCUCGGAGCUGGUGUCGCGGCAGCCCUCCCCCCCUCUCCUGUCGCUCUCGCCCCUGGAGCCUCUCCCCUCCUUUCACCUCCCGGCAGCAGCGUCGUCCGCGACGACCCUCCCGGUGUCCGUCCGGUUUACAUGAGGGGGAAGGAAGCCCGGCUGGAGCCGAGAAGACGCGCAGCAGGGGAAGGACUGCUCCGAGGAGCCGCCGCCGCCGGACCCCGCGCCCCGGUUAGUCCGUCGGGCCCUCCCCUCCGCGGCGCCCAGCGGCCGAGACCCUGUCCCGUAAUCUCCGGGCGAUUUGGGAGAACCGGUUAAACACCUUCCAUGGGGGAGAGAGGAGCCCGGCCCCCCGCCGCCUGCACCUUCCCCUCCCUGCCGGAGGCUGCUCCUCUCCUGAGGUAAAAAAAAAAAAAAAAAAAAAAUCUCCCUCCUGCCUUCCCCGACACCAGAACUGUUCCGAGGGAGGGGGGGACACCGCGGGGGCACCGCACAGACAGCCGGGGCCUGGCGAGCCCAGCCUGCCCGCGUCACCCGCCCCUGCCCCGCUGGAUGCCGGGUCCCUGAGGAGGACAAACACAUCCACGCGUUAUCCACCCGGCCCGUGGGCCAGAGGCUCGCUCGUCUGCAGGGAACCCCCAGGUCUCGGUGGAAGGAGGCGAGCCCCGCACCAGAAACCACCCUCCCAGCAGCAGUGAGAGCAAGAAAAAUCUCCUUCCCCUUCCUCCUCCUGCACAACUCGCUGUCCCCUCCCUUCCCUUUUCCCCAGCGCUGAAUUUCCGAGAUGAAAAUCUGCCUCUUCGGACAGCCAGGACUCAUGUGAAGGACACGCAAUUAUUGGAUCAUAAAUAAGAAGCGAGUCUGGCGAGCUCAGAAACCCAGCCCAAAAGAGCAGCAUCAAGAUUCCACCCUUCUCCUGCACAACUCACUCCCCACCCUACACACAUAGAAUACUAAUUUCCUGAGAUAAGAUCUUACCCCUUUAAACAACCACACGCGCACACACACGGUGUAUAUUAUUACUAAAUAUAAUAGGUUAAACCCAGCAGCACGGGAAAUAGCCUCUUCUGCAACUCAUUCCCCCUUUUCACCCUUCUGAAUGCUGAGAUCCUGAGGUAAAUUUUUCUCUUACCCACAGCAAAGACUUUUUUUCUGAACAGGACACAAAUAUAUAUUAGAUUAUAGAGAUGUAUUAAAUUAUUCCAGAUUUAAAUCUAUUUUUUGCUGCCAAGGGGUCAGGGGACCAGGCGUCAUUGUAUAUUUUUUUUUUCUUCCCUCUUAACUCAUUUAUGGGUGAAUCAAGGCUGCUGAGAAGGAAAAAACCAGAAUAGUUAGAAUAUCUUUAUCCUUAUUUUCCAGAAGCUUUUUCUCUCAUUACUGUGCAUUUCCUUUAGAAAAAGGAAACCUCUUAUUUUGUGAACCAAAGACUAAUUUUUCCCUUCCUCCUGGCCAAAGGAAGGAAAUGGACACAAAUUGACACAUUUGAAUAGUCGAAGAGCUCCUAUCUUUUACAAAAAAGAAACAUCUUUAUCCAAAUCUGAAACAAAUUGUGUGGAGGGAAAAACUGGAAUAUCUAGCUAAAACCAGGAUACAUACUAAUCUUGCCUCAGAACGGGACGGGGUUCAAACAUCAACUUGUUCUUACAGGGAGGAUUCAAACCCUAAAUAUAAUAAAUGGGGGAUUACGGGUUUGGAGUGUUAGUGCAAAACAACACUGGAAAUAAGUCAGCUUUUCCAGUCAGAUUUCAUCCACAUCUGCAGCCUCCACACCAUCAUCAAAAUGCAACCCCCAGCCCUGCUGCUUUUAUAAAUAAUAACACAGCUGCCAAUGGCAGUAGUGCUGGGUCAGCUUGGCUCUUUCCUGCUCCAGCUGCCCAUAAUAUUCAGGAUGAGAUUCUGGGGUCAGAAAAAGCUAAAACUCAGCAACAGGAAAAGCAAGAGUCCCUAGAAAAACAGCAGCUUUCUCCUGGUCAGAAUCAGGAAGCAGGCAUGCUCUCUGAACCUGAGAAAGCUAAAACUGAAGAAAAUCAGGGCGAUAAUUCUUCAGAGAAUGGCAAUGGGAAGGAGAAAAUAAGAAUAGAAUCUCCAGUGUUAACAGGAUUUGAUUAUCAGGAGGCUUCGGGGCUAGGUACUUCAACACAGCCCUUGACAUCGACUGCAUCUUCCCUGACUGGUUUUAGUAACUGGUCUGCAGCUAUAGCUCCUUCUUCUUCUACAAUAAUAAAUGAAGAUGCAAGUUUUUUUCACCAGGGAGGGGUCCCUACUGCCUCAGCUAAUAAUGGUGCUCUGCUGUUUCAGAAUUUUCCACAUCAUGUCAGCCCUGGCUUUGGUGGUAGCUUUUCCCCCCAAAUCGGACCCCUCUCUCAACACCACCCUCAUCACCCCCAUUUUCAGCAUCAUCACAAUCAGCAUCAGCAACAGAGGAGGUCUCCUGCAAGUCCUCAUCCACCUCCAUUCACACAUAGAAAUGCUGCUUUUAAUCAAUUGCCUCAUUUGGCUAAUAAUCUUAACAAGCCACCUUCUCCAUGGAGCAGCUACCAAAGCCCAUCGCCUACACCAUCUUCAUGGAGCCCUGGUGGUGGUGGAUAUGGUGGGUGGGGUGGGUCCCAAGGUCGAGACCACCGCAGGGGACUGAACGGAGGGAUAACACCCCUGAACUCCAUCUCACCCUUGAAGAAGAAUUUUGCAAGUAAUCACAUCCAGUUACAGAAAUACGCUCGACCCAGCUCAGCCUUUGCUCCAAAAUCGUGGAUGGAAGACAGUUUGAAUAGAGCUGACAACAUUUUUCCUUUUCAGGAUCGAACAAGGACUUUUGACAUGCAUUCACUGGAGAACUCACUAAUUGACAUAAUGAGGGCUGAAAAUGACUCACUGAAAGGUCAGUCCUCUCUCUUUCCAAUGGAAGACGGGUUCUUGGAUGAUGGGCGUGGGGAUCAGACUCUUCACAGUGGGUUAGGAUCACCUCACUGCUUCUCCCAUCAGAAUGGAGAAAGAGUGGAACGGUAUUCCCGGAAAGUCUUUGUCGGCGGAUUGCCCCCAGAUAUUGAUGAAGAUGAGAUCACUGCUAGUUUUCGUCGCUUUGGACCUUUGAUUGUAGACUGGCCACACAAGGCAGAGAGCAAAUCUUAUUUUCCUCCUAAAGGAUAUGCAUUUUUACUGUUCCAAGAUGAAAGCUCUGUACAGGCACUGAUUGAUGCAUGUAUUGAAGAAGAUGGAAAGCUCUAUCUUUGCGUUUCCAGCCCCACUAUCAAAGACAAACCAGUGGAAGUUAAGCCAUAUGUCUUGGAUGAUCAGCUAUGUGAUGAAUGUCAGGGGGCCCGUUGCGGUGGAAAGUUUGCUCCGUUUUUCUGUGCUAAUGUUACCUGUCUGCAGUAUUACUGUGAAUAUUGCUGGGCUGCUAUCCAUUCACGUGCUGGCAGGGAAUUCCACAAGCCCCUGGUGAAGGAAGGAGGAGACCGCCCAAGGCAUAUUUCAUUCCGCUGGAACUAAGUGAUCACUGCAGUGCUCAUAUGCAGGCCUCCAAUUAAGUGCACUCUUCUGUUAUCCUGAUUGUCCCUACCCAACCCUCCCCUUUCUCUUCUUCAAGAUAGCAUGUCCUUUUGUAGUAGUCUGUAAUUUAACAAUAGUAUAACGAAAGAAUGACCUAUAAUAUGGGUAUUUUGUAGAAUCUUGUCAUUGAAAACUGUAUUGGGAACUCCUUUUCGUAUCGAUAACAUGUUGCAAGUGAGUUACCUUCUCUUGUCUUUACUAUGGAGAGAACACUUAAUUUCAUGCAACAUUUUCUUAGAGAGAAAAAUAUUAAGAAAAGAGAAUUGAAACAAUAGAGUAUUUUGGUUUUUUAAUUAAAUUAUUGUUAAUAAAGAACAUAAGAAUACUUUUAUUAAAAUAACUGUGUAACAAUAACACUAUCAGUCUGUUCUGACACUUUUCCCCCAGGGAAGCCUGUUUUUGCCUCUCUUUUUGUUUUGACUUUGGAUUUUUCCAGCAACAGAUGAAGUUAGCAUUUACCUACCAACAGGAAAGAGCAUGUUUAAAGCAACAAAAAUGCAUGAGCAAAGUUGAAGCAGCACUAUAAUAAUGAUCUUUUAAAAAAAAACCUGCUAAGGGUUUUGAGGUUGAAAUUUUAGCUCAGUAUGUAUCUGACCAUGCCUCUGACUACCACCCACAUCCAAAUUACUAAUGAGAUAGGCAGAGCUUACUAUAUUUUAGUGAAAAUUAUUACAUUUUAAGAAUUCCUGAAUGUAAAAGUUGAGUAAAGUUACUACUGAGGGGGGAAUGCACUUUUUUUUUUUUGGUUUUGUUUUGUUUUUUUGAAGAGAACUCAAUUGUCUGGUUACAGCCCUAGAAAUCCUACCAAAGCUAGAGGAAUGACAACUAGGUAACUGGCGUUUCCUCUCCUGAAGGAUAAAUAUAUAGAUUUUAUUUUUGAUGGCUAUAUAUAACUCUAUAUCCUAAUAUACUAACAUUCAUCAGGGGCCAGCCUUUGUUCUCCAUUUUGGCAUGAAAAAGUAGAAAACCUAAAGAUACCUCAAGGAUAUCACUGUUUUUUACUGAAGUUUUGAUAUUCCAUUAUUUCACACAAACUAAAAUUGGCUGCUUAUUCGUUUCCCAUCUUGGAUGUAAACUUAGUUUUAAAUACCCUCUAACUUAGUUGUAACAGAAGGCAUGAACUUAAGUAGUUUCCAAGCCUUGUUUGCACUGAUUUCAGAAUUUGUGCAUGAAAUGGUGCAAGCAUGCAUAUGCCUUUCUUACUCUUCCUGUACAAAGAAUCCCAACUACAGUUCCAUCUCUUCAGAACUUAAAAUGAGGAAAUAAAGAAACAUAGGUAUUUGAAGUGCCAACAUUGCUAAGUUAAUGCCUACUUUAUGUGAAUAAGUUCUACCUUGAGAAGCAUUAACACAGUACAUGUUAACUGAGUGACAAGAGUGGGUGCAGGGGUUUAGUUUGAAGAGUUGAAUGAAGGAGUAGUUCUGAAAAUUAUUUUUAUUACUUUUGAACUAAUGCCCUGGCCAGCUUCCCAAAUGAUUAUUUAGCAGUGUGCAAACAAAACAAAUGUAGUGGCAAUCUUCUGAACUGCCUGAGUGGCAUGGUACCAUCCUAGAUUCUCUCAAACCAAAGACUUGCCUCAGCACUGCUUGGAAAACAUCUGCUUUGUUAAAAGCCUUUUUUGCACCCACCUCCCCCCCCCUCCUCCCCCAAAUCCCUCCCCUAGCCCAGAUUAUCUUUAUGAGAAGCAGUUUUUAUUUUCAAUACAGGCUUUAAUGAACUAUACCUUACCAAGUUCCAAAGGUCAAAAUGGAGACAUUUGCUGUCUACUAGUCAAGUAUAGAAAGGGAGCUGCUUUUAAUGAAAUCCCUGAAAAUAUUGACAACAGUAAUGCAAAUGCAGAGUGCUCUUGUGUAGAUUGUCAGGGACUUUUUUUUCUCUGAAGUACAUAAUUAUAGUUGGAAUGUUCUUUUAAUUUUUUUAAUGCUUGUAGGUGGCUUGGGGUGUGCUAUUGUGCCGAUCCUACCCAGUAAACAGAUGAGAUGGGUUUCCAUUACAAAAAAAUAACACUGUUUGAGAACUAGCUUUGAAUAAUAAUUUUCCCUUUGUACAUGACCUGCUGAAUUUCGGUACAGUGUUUUUGUAGCUAACUUAUUUUGUCAUGCACAUAAUGUAUAUUUGUUAUGCACUACUUUUGUAUAUCUUGUUUUUCCAACAGUGAGCAUUUUUAGGCACACUUUUCACUGACGGGAUAUCUCUUUAUGCAAUACCUCAAUUUUUCAUAUUGCAAAGAGUAGCUUUUUGUACUUUUAUUACUGAGAGAUCUUCAUAUACUUCAUUUUUUAAUAUAAAUAAUUUUAAUAAAUUUUAUUUUCUUAUAUUCUGCUUUUUAUACAUUUCAGUGCUCUGCAUACAUUUUGAAUUAUGGAUGUUGUGCACUGGCAAUGCUAUUUUAGAAUCUGCAGAGAAAAGAAAGCAUGUUGCUUAAACAUCUUAGCCCAGCACCAGGUAUUUGGUGUACAUAUAAUUUAAGAAAUAGUAUAUGUAAAGUUGAGAAUUAAAGAAGAAAAGCAUGAAAAUGACAAAUGACACAGUCUUUAGACCCGUGAAAUUUAAAUGCAUAAAUAUAGUGUAGAAAUCUAAAAGUAAAGAAACAUCAGAAUUGUCUACAGCUUCUUACUAAGUUUUUAAAAAUUAUACACAAAUGCAGACGUUUUUGGUGAAUGUUUAGCCAUUUUUAAUAUUAAUAAAAAUUGAUGUUAGGUGUUUGAUGCAGAAACGUGUCUGCUCUUUUAAAUUAUAUUUAAAGAAUAAAAGAGAGCCUGCUAGGUGGCAGGCAUGUAAUGUUAGUAUGCAUGACUAAUGUAAGAAAUUGUUAUUCUACUAAUAUUCACUUGUGGUUGUGUGACAAGCGUGUUUACAGAUUAUUUGGUUACACUUCGAUUUACAGGGCAUAAACAAUUAUAUACAUUACUCUGUACUUAAAUAGUGAUUACAGGUCCUUCUGAUUACAUGGGAUUUGUAGUUGGGGUUACCGUGUAGCUCCAAACAUAAUUAACAUGUAAUUGGGUUCCCAGUCUUAGGGUAUCACUUCGAUUUGCAAAGGGGUUGAUAAGCAUGUAGUUUUCUCACACUAGCAUGGCACUGGCCAUGUAUUUACAAUGUAGUUACAGAGUAAUUACAUGGUUAUUUUUGCAAUGUAAAAUAAAGUGUUUCUGAUUAUUUUAUAUGUAAAGGAACCCCACUGCCCCGUGCUUUUUGGUAUAGUAUAUACUUCUCCAUACACAGACCUCUGCAGAAUGCAAAUAUAAAACUUGCAGUGAAUGAAUUUAGUGUUUUAUAAGGAUGCUGUUGGAAAGACUUGAUAAUUCACCCCUCUUGUUUUUGAAGAGUAAAACCUUCUGUUUAAAGGUAAUUUAAAACUUGAAUGUGAUGAAUUGUGGCAAGUUAACUUCAAGUUAUGUGCAAUACCUAUUUCAGACUUCUGGAAGAUCUUUGCAGUGUAAUUCUUUGUUUUUAAUUGCAGACAUUUAAAAAUGUCAUUUUCUACUGUUCUAGUAAAUCCUCUUUCUUGCUGGUGUUUCUAAAGAAAAGAAUCAGAAAUCAAUCUUUCUACUAAUGUAAAUUUGAGAUUAUUUUUAAAAAAAUGGAAUAAAAGGUUUUGGUCAUUUGCUUUAUUUUAUUAUCUUAUUUUAAAGCUACUGUGAUAGCAUUGUAAGAAUUGGGACAAUAUUGUAUUCAACUGUUUUAUUUUUUAUAUUUUUAAAUUUUAAAGUAUAAUUAGUUUUUAUAAUUUUCAUCAGAUUUUUUGUUAUAUUUUUUGGAAGUGAAACUUUUAGCAAGUGGGUGUCUAGUUUUUACUAAUCCCUAAUAUGUUUUUCCCCCAAUGUAUUGCUCAUAUUAUCAGAAGGAAAAGUUAUUUAAGUAUGUCAGUUAAUUGUACUACUUGGCUGAAUUUCCAUAUAGUUUUUACUGUGUAUGGGGAGGUUGUAGUAUUUAUUAUAGCAUUUUAAAUAAGGGUAAUUCAUUUUUUAUUAAAGUCAUUUUCACGUUUAAGUUCAUAUUUUUGUAUGUUCUACUCUAAGUUAUAUAACACAAGUUACUUUUUUUAAAGAGUUCAUUUGUUGAAGUGCUAGUGAAAAUUAAUGUUAUUAAAUAGUUUGCAAAUGACUAUUUAUACCAGUAUGCAUAUAAUUUUUAAAUAUUUGUAAUGUGAGAUGUUGAAUGAAUAAAACUUUUAACUCAA
Messenger RNA from Calypte anna (Anna's hummingbird), 7968 nucleotides. It is a transcript of the gene CPEB4, whose product is annotated as cytoplasmic polyadenylation element binding protein 4. The transcript has 6 exons. Lineage: Eukaryota; Metazoa; Chordata; Aves; Apodiformes; Trochilidae. Gene Ontology annotation, biological process: negative regulation of cytoplasmic translation. Bases 1911 to 3725 code for a protein of 604 amino acids. The record is from RefSeq and is a predicted model, not a curated record. Gene Ontology annotation, molecular function: translation factor activity, RNA binding; mRNA regulatory element binding translation repressor activity; mRNA 3'-UTR binding. Gene Ontology annotation, cellular component: nucleus; cytoplasm; synapse.